AUGUCUAAACCAAAUGUAUCGAUAUCAACUGAACAGCUACUUCCAGUGUAAGUUUUCUAGCGCUAAAUUUUCGCGUAAUUUUUUCCACGUGUAAUUUUUCAGAAUAGCCAACAGUAUAAAUGGUCAAUUCUCUUCUCUGCCAAUCGCAAUCAAUUCACAAUCAAUAGUCUACAAAAUCUAUUCUCAAUUAUAUCGACGAUAUGUCGCCAUUAAAAUCAUUAAUAAAAAAGCGAUACAUCAGGCGAUUGCCGAGAAAUUUCUACCACGGGAACUUGAGAUAACUUUAAAAGUAAGACAUCCGCAUAUUUCUCGAUGUUUAGCGAUCACUCAACCGAUUCCGUCCAAAAUUGUGAUUAUUUCGGAUUUUUAUGAGCGAGGAACUUUGUUGGAUUUGAUUUUGAAGGAAAAAAGGAUAAGAGGUGAGAAUAUGAACAAAAUUCUUGAAAACACAUGGAAUUGUCCACGUGGAACUUUUUGUAGAAAAACAAACUGGGAUUACGUGGCACAGAAAUUUCUACGUGUUUCCGAAUGCUCAUGCAAUUUUCCAACCAAACUUCCAAAAAAAAGUCCAAAAAAUGUUUUCAGAACUCCCAACAGCCAUAACAUAUUUUCGACAAAUAAUCGAAGCCGUCAACUAUCUUCAUCAACGUGGAAUUGCACAUCGUGAUCUAAAACUCGAAAAUAUUCUACUCGACGGAAAUGGUGAUAUAAAACUAAUUGAUUUCGGUUUUGCGCGAAGUGUUCAGCAACGCGAAAGAACUCGAAGUUUUUGUGGAACUCAACCAUAUUCAUCACCACAAAUCAGUCUUUCGAAACCUUAUUUGCCUUUUUGUGCCGAUUUUUAUGCUUGUGGCAUUAUUUUGUAUACAAUGAUUAUUGGAAAAUGGCCAGAGAAAAGUGGAUUUUCGGAUUUUGCUGAUGGUUUGCCAAGUGCACAAUGUAGAAGACUGAUUAUUGCACUUUUAGAUGAGGUGAUUCUCAAAUUUAUCAUUGGAGCGCAUUUUCCACACCGAACUCAAAUUUAAUUUCAGGACGAAAUGAGCCGCGCAGACUAUGAUUAUUGUGUUAAUUCCGAAUGGAUGGGAAAUUAUCAGAAAAAUUGGAUUUUCGCCAACCACGCCUAUUUUUAUGAGAAAAUUCCGUUUCCUGAUGAAAAUCGAAUGGAAUUUUUGCCGUGA
Caenorhabditis angaria is the source of this 1178-nucleotide messenger RNA. NCBI's taxonomy places the organism in Eukaryota, Metazoa, Nematoda, Chromadorea, Rhabditida, Rhabditidae. The record is from the annotation of a GenBank genome assembly.